AMCGUCGAGGCUCUUGGCAACUUCCGGAAACACGGAACGGAGGCCACCGAGCGCGUUCGGGUGUCUCCCUCACGGCAGUGACGCCCGGGCCACAAGAGAGCGGCCGCGCUCCCACCCCGGCCGGACAUGCGGUUGCUCUGGCGAGUUCUCCGCGCGGCGCAAAGCUGCCGGGCCGCCGCGGUGCCCUCUCGAUGCCUCCUCGGAGCCGGAUGGCCGCUCCCGCCCCGGCGCGGGCUGAUCGCGCGGCCGGGCCUGGAGGAGCUGUUCGCCGCGCCCUCYCUGCGCCGGCUGCUGGAGGAGCGGGCGCGGGGCGAUGGCGGGGCGGCGCCGCAGCUUGCGGCRCGCGUGCGGCGGCUGCGCGACAAGGAGCGGGAGCUGCGCGACACACGGGAGCUGGCGCAAGAUGAGAAUGAAGAUUUCCGGAAGCUUGCAGAAACAGAAAUYGCUUCCUGUGAAGAAGAGAUAGCUGAGCUGAAACAACAGAUAGUGUUGCUUUUGAUUCCUUCAGAAGAAACAGAUGAGAGUGAUCUUAUCAUGGAAGUAACUGCUGGAGUUGGAGGGCAGGAAGCCAUGCUGUUCACCUCGGAGAUAUUUGAUAUGUAUCAACGAUAUGCUGCUUAUAAAAAGUGGAAAUUUGAAGUAUUAGAAUACUUUCCCAGUGAAAUAGGUGGCCUAAGACAUGCAGUAGCCAGUAUAGCAGGUGUUGASGCUUACAAAUACAUGAAGUUUGAAGGAGGAGUGCAUCGUGUWCAGCGAGUACCAAAGACAGAAAAACAAGGACGCAUUCACACCAGCACAAUGACUGUUGCAAUAUUACCCCAACCCACUGAGAUGAGGCUGCAAAUUAGUCCAAAAGAUCUACGAAUAGAAACAAAGCGAGCUAGUGGAGCUGGAGGCCAGCAUGUCAAUACCACAGACAGUGCUGUACGGAUAGUUCACAUUCCAACAGGGAUUGUGUCUGAAUGUCAGCAAGAAAGAUCUCAAAUUAGAAACAAAGAGAAAGCUAUGCAAAUGCUAUGUGCUAAACUAUACAAUGCCAAACUAGAAGAAGAAACCAAAAAGAGAAACAAUGCUCGAAAGAUUCAAAUUGGUACUAAAGGAAGAUCAGAGAAGAUCAGAACAUACAACUUUCCACAGGAUCGGAUUACAGACCACAGAAUAAGCAGAUCAGUGCAUCAUGUUGAGUCUUUCAUGCUAGGUGAAGAAAUGCUUGAUGAAAUGAUACAAACUCUGAGAGAAUACGCUGAUUAUGAAUCUCUAAUGGAAAUUAUUUCAGAAAAUGAAAAAAAKAAUUCCUCCUGAACAUUGUUCUUUCUCAGGUCAUUACAAUAGAUGUAGAGCUUGGUCUGCAGAGAAGCUUCUUGGAGCACCACCUAGAAAAUGGAACUUCUUUUCAGAUCAUGAAAAACAUCGCAACUUGUUUCCUCCUGACUAUUAAAUUAUUUUCUUACUUGCUGAAUAAAAUACUUCAUUUUCUUCAUAUGAGACAUGAUUGCUACAGCAGUCCUUUUGAAAAGUAAAUUUGACUGUGCCAGAAGUAACAGCAGUUUURAACUUUUUCUACUGAGAAGAUGCUGAUACACCACUCUCAAAAGGUAUGCAUGCAUUAAAAAAGGAGUUGUUUCUAGUUCCAGUUUUCAUUUAAACUGUAGCUUAAGCAUCUGUACAGUGUCAAAUAGCUUAUUUGAGUGAACAGAAAAAUCCUGUUUUGUUUAAGUGAUUGGGAAAAAGUGAUAAAUAAAUUACCUCACUCUACAUAUCUGCAUAUUUAUUAAUCACUUAUAUAUGUCAUGGGAGAGGGAGUCAGAGCGUAUCUGUCAUAUUUUCAUGGCCUUCUGGGCCCCUCUUUAUAAACACAAAACAAAUUUAGGAAUAUCGCUUGUUCCAGAAAAAAAAAAGCUGUGGAAGCCAAGUGAUGAAUCAUAUGGAUUGUUUUUGGAAUUAAUGUUUCUGUUAUUGAGUCAAAAAUUAAAAGAAUCGUUACAAUAUUGUUUAGCUGAUAUUCUACUAUCCACUUGACUACAAUUUCUYCUUUAUGUUUUUAGUUGACUCUCCAAGAUACUGAUUUUCUAAAGGUUACAUGCCAUGACUGGCAUCUUACUGUUUCUGUCUAUUUAACAGUGUCUCAAAACAUUUGAUACCUCUAUCAGCUUUGUUUUCUAGUAAACACUGCAUGGUAACUGUGAUUAAGUUCCAGAUCUUCUAAUUAAAGAUGCGUACAUUAACUUCAGAUGUAGGAAUGUCUGUGUGCAUUAGACA
Molecule: messenger RNA, 2259 nt
Organism: Malurus melanocephalus (red-backed fairy wren)
Lineage: Eukaryota; Metazoa; Chordata; Aves; Passeriformes; Maluridae
Gene: MTRF1L
Product: mitochondrial translation release factor 1 like
Exons: 7
Coding region: 127-1302 (391 amino acids)
Biological process (GO): translational termination
Molecular function (GO): translation release factor activity
Source: RefSeq, a predicted model, not a curated record